This is a messenger RNA of Stylonychia lemnae, 14259 nucleotides long. The record is from the annotation of a GenBank genome assembly. Lineage: Eukaryota; Ciliophora; Spirotrichea; Sporadotrichida; Oxytrichidae.
AUGGACAGGUAGGCUUGCUAUAUUUACCCUCAUAUUCAUACUUAAACUAUCUAUAGAAGCAAAAGAUAGAGCAAGGAUAGUUUCUUAGAUUAAGAUGGCCUCAACGAGAUAAGGGGCUAGGGUUUAGUCUAAAGGUCCUAAAGAUAGCCAAGUCAAGGAGACAAUGGAAUCAAUUUGCCUGAAAUUCAAAAUGUCACAAAAAUGAAAUAGCCGUCAUCUACAAACAGAAAGAAAGAACUGGAACUCAAGAAAAAUGACCUUCAGGUUUAAAAUCAGUUACUAGGAAAUACAAAUCAACGAGCAUAUGCCUCAGGUUAACUCUAGCAAUCAAACAUUCUACCAAGCAUUAAUAUUAAUCAAUCCAAUUCAAGAGCAAGUGAAAGGUUACAAUAGCAAUAAUCCGAAGAGACAGCUUAAAAAUAUCUCAUAAAAUCCUGGUUCAAGAGGUUCAAAUAGAGGUUCAAGUCUCAUCACACCACAAAAUGCUUUAAACCAAACUGCAUCGCAUGGCAUGUAGAUUUUACUCCAAGGAAGUCAAAAUGUUCAGCCUUCAGCCUAAACCACUACCUUCGGUAAUUCUUAUUCAUAACAAAAAUAGAAAACUAUUUGAAGAAGGUAAUUAAAUCUGUGGAAAGAAGAAAGAAGAAGUCAUCUUAAUACAUGCUUUAAGACUUCAAUAACAAUACUUAAAGGCUUCCAAGCAUGAUGGAGAUAGAAGCUAAUCCAGAUCAAACAAAGAAUAACUCAUAUGGAAUUUUAGCUGUUAAUAAGACCACAACCUUUUAGAAUUUCUCUAAUUCCAUAGUUAGUUAGAAUAGGACAAAUGAGUUACAUAGUCAGGUAGCAAUGAUUGAAAUGUAAAAAAGCUAAAAGCAAAGACUUUAGUAAAUAAAGGACAACUAAUUAGCGAUUGUUGAGGAAUCUAGAGAUGAUUCUUAAUUUGCUAUAAUGGGUAAACUAGAGAAAUAGUUAGAUUAGAUGAGUGAAAAAUCUAGUAAAAAAUCAACUAAAGGAGCUCAUCCUUAUUAAGUAGCUUGUGGCAUAUCUUCUCAAAGAAGCUUAAAGAAGUAAGUAUUGGAUUUGAAAACAAAUAUAGAGGAAAAAAUUUUCAUUCCGUUGGAGAAAUCAACUGAUGUAAGUUCUGGAUAUAUGUACAAAGAAAUGAAAAAUCCCCCAGAAAAUCAUGCAGGAAUAGUAGUCUUUAGUAAAUAAGGAUUUGUAACUGUUGGAAAAGAAAAAAAUGCUACUUCUGAUUUCAUCUCAAAUGAAGAGUUCAUUCAAAAUGGAGUUAAUAAAUUUAUCCUCUCAGAUAUCCCUUUCUUCAAAAAGUUUUAGGCUAUGAGAAUAUUUAAACAAUGGAAGUAUAUCAUGAGAUGGAAUGUCUUCCAAAGGAAAAGAGUUAAGUUAGCUGAGAGCUUUUUCUUUGCCAAACCAAUAUUCUCUGAGAAAUAUCAAUCGCUCAUUACUAAUGUAAACACAGUUAGGACUUUGCCUUUCAUGGAGAUUAAGAAGAAUCUUAUAUAUGGCAAGAAAUAGCAAAGUAUGUUGGAUGAGCGAUGCAAACAAAAACUUGAAGAAAGCAAAGAUUAACUAGAUAAGCUUCUAAGUAGCAUUAAGAAUUAACUUAACACACUCAAGAAAGAAAUUUAAGACGAUGAUUAUAAUUUUGAGAUGGGAGUCAAGGAGAUCAAAGUCCAAGCAAUGAUCAAGCAAAAGACUAACGGUGAGGAGCUUGUGAUGUUUAGCAAAGCUAGAAAACAAAAGGAAAACUAGGAAGAGCAAUACAGGAUUUAGAAAAUAAGGCACAAUAUGUACGAUAAAUUUGUGGAAAUGAUCCUUAAAUUUGUUUGUGGAAAUCUAGUAGAACUACUCUAUGAAAACAAGAAACAAUUCAAAGAAAUCUUCAGAGAUGCUAAGAAUGGGCCGUAAUUUGAGGCUGCAGUUUGUUUCAAUUAAAAGGGAAAGCUUGAUACAGAUCCAUCAAUGGAAGACCAUUUUGUUAGUUUCCUUUUAAUUUUUGAGAACAUGGAAAAGGCUGUGUAUUAAAAUCAAAAUUUAAUAGAAUUCAUCUCAGAUAUUGUGGGUUAUCUAUUUAAAGAAAAAAAGAUAUAUUAUAAAUCGUAGUUCUAACAAAUGGAGGUAAUAUUGAAGCAAAAUUCACUGCAUCAAUCUAACGGAGAAUCAAUAUUUGAAACAUUGAAGAAAGAUAUAGAUAGAUGCAGAGAGUAUCUAGAGCAAUUUAUUCCUCUCUAGGAGAUUUAUGACUUCGCCCAGGAUUGGGAAGCAAACAAGAAGGAUUAGUAAUUAUCCUCAGAGAUGGGAUUUUACAAGGAAACUUGGCUAAUGAUGGAUAGAUAUAAUAGCAUGAUUGAAAAAAUUCCCCCUGGAAAUACAAAGCUUGGAACAAUUUUAGUGGAAACUCUUAGUUUAAAAAAAUAUCUUUCUGAACUUCCAAAGAAAGUAAUUGAUUCAAUUAGACAUAAUGUUACCUUAACAAUGGAAACUGAGACAAAAUCGUUGAGAGAAGAGCUUUCUAAGACUUCUGAAAUCCUAGAUUAACUUCCAACAAGUUUAAAUGUAUAUGUCGAGCAAGUUAAUACAUUGAAAUAUGUCAAAGAAAAACAGGAAGAUUUUUCACAAAAAUUUUAAACAAUUAACAAGCUUCAUUAGUUGUGCAAAUAAGAUAAUAUCAAAACUGCUGCAGAAGGUUUAAGUCAGAAUAAAGAUACAAUGGAAAAAAUAAUGCAAAGUUCGUCUUUAGUUCUCUCUAAGAAAAUCAAAGCUUUUGAAAAGAAAUAUGUUGAAACUUAUCUUCAAGAUAAAACUAGGCUAGAAGAUUGUGCAGAUACCUUAGAGGAAUUAUUCAAAAGAUCAAAGGCUAUUCACGAAAUUAGAUCAAAAGUUAUUCUAUACAAAGAAUUUCUUAAGCUUUUGUAUGAAGAUGAUCCAGAUGCAGAAGAAAAAUUAAAGAGAAACAAACUUCAAUGUGCAGAUGACUAUGAAUUUGUUUAGUCAAUUCAUAAAGAAACGAUUAAACUUUGGAAGAUGCUUCUAUACUGGAGAAAGAGAAGAUAAAUGUGUUACAAUUCACCUUUCUUACAACUUGAUACAAAUAAAAUAAUUAGAUCUAUCAACAAAAUCAACAGAUAUUUUGAAGAAAAACUAUCCAAAAAUGAGUUUUUAAAAGAAAAAAGCAGACCUCUUUGCAAAGUUGUAAUUCUUCAAGUUAAAGAAACCUCUUUGAUAAUUGAAUUUCUUAAGGAUCUCAGAAAAGAAUCGCUUUAGCAAAGACAUUGGCUACAGAUUUUCAAUUUGAUAAAAGCUCCUCACUUGAAAAAUUCUAGCAAUUUUACAAUCGUAAAUCUUAGAGAAUAUCACAUUCAAAAUUACAGAGAGGAAAUUGGGGUUAUUAUUGAGCAUGCCAACACUGAGUUAAAGUAUGAAAAAAUAUUUAAAUCAAUUAAAGAUGAAUGGGAGCAACUUGAACUCAAAAUUAUUCCUUACAAAGAGACAAUGGAUUCUUACAUUCUUAUUAAUACAGAUACUUUAAGCAAUGCAAUAGAGGAAAAUUUAACUACACUAGAAACAAUCAGCUAAUCAAAAUAUGCUGAACAUGUAAAGGCAGAUAUUGAAGAUUGGGUAAAAACCCUAAAGGUUAUGCUUAAAAAUCUAGAAAUAUGGGUCAAUGCCUAAAAGCAUUGGAUUAAUUUAGAUCCAAUUUUUUAAUCUGCUCAGCUUGAAGAUAUCCUAGGCAUAUUAUAAAAGAAAGUCCAUGACUAUCUUGAGUAAAGAAGACUAGCAUUUCCUCGAUUUUUCUUUUUAUCUGAUUCUUAAUUCUUAGAAUUCCUGACUUUAGCAAAUUCAAAUUAAGACUUUAAUGAUUAUAUAAACAUACUCUUCUAAGGAGCCUAGUGCUUAUAUAUAAAUCGAGUACUCGGACUAAAGAAGAAUGAAGUAAUUGAUGAUGAGCUUGUAUUAUAAAUCGGUAAUACUUUAAAAAUUGAAGAUGGAAUUAAUGAUUUGAGAGUAAAAGAUACAAUAUCUGAAAGAAAUACAAUAGAAGACAGUCCCAGUAAAAAGUCUCCUUAUGCCCCUUAUAUUAAAAAUGCUACUCGAUAAUAAAUGACUGAAUAAAAAACAUUCGAGGAAGAUACUAUUAGCCAAGGAAAUUCAGUAAAUGAUGACAGAUAUAGUUAGCAUUCAGAGAUUAAUCCUAAUAAAAAUAGGGAGAGUGUUAUAAGUAUGGAUUAAGGUACAAAACUUGGAGAGCUAUAGAAAGAUAUUAACAGCUUCCAAGUUCUAGGAAUGAUCAGCAAGAAUAAAGAGCUAUUUUUAUUUGAAAAAUCAGUUGUUAUGAAAGAUGGAGUUGAGCAAUGGCUUCUCAGAGUAGAAGAAGCAAUGUAAGAAACUGUAGCUAAGCAAAUAAACUACGCUGUAAGUAGUUUCCCUAAGUAAUCACUUGAUGAAUGGAUCUUAGAUUAUCCUUAACAAGUAAUUCUUACAACAAUUCAUUUAAUAUUGUCUCAUGAAAUUAACGAACUCCUGGAGGAACUUAGUGAAUAACAUAGGAAGUAAGCUGAGGGUGAUCUCUCUGAAAAGAAUGAUGACAGUGAUGAAGAUGAUGACUCAGUAAAUGCGUCUCCUUCUCAUGUUAAUUCAAAUAAAAACAGUAAAAGAGCUAAUCUAUCAUCUGCAGGUCAUAGAACUUUUUCCAAAAAAUCUUCUAAAAGAAAUGUAUCCAACAAUGAAGAUGAUGAGGAUUAAGCGAUGAGAGAAUACCUAAGGAAAAAGAAUGAAUUGAAAGCUGCAUAGAAGGCCGAAGAGGAAGAAGAAAAAAGGAAAGUGCAAGAGGAAAUGAGAGAAAAAUAGGAAGCUAAUGAAUUGCCUAGAGACCCUGAGAAAGAAAAGAGAAAGUUUGUUGAUGAAAUGUUUGGAAAGGACUUCCCUGCUGAUUCAAAAUUGCUCGUAGAUAAAUCUGUUUUCGAAAAAGCUGAAGAAUAAAAAAUGAUAGCAGCUGCGAAGGGACAAAUAUGGAAGCCUCCUGAAUUUAAAGAAAUAAGAGAUGUUGUAGAUAACUUAAUAAAAAAGAAUGUAAUUGAGUAAAAUGACUUUGAAUGGCAAUCUUAGAUUAGAUUAUUGUGGACAGGAAUUGAGCCAGGUUGUAGGAUAGAUUGUGGAGGAUGGUCAACUUAUUAGUAAAAUGAGUAUUUAGGAUCCACGCCUAGGCUAACUUUAACUCCUCUAACAAAUAGAUACUUCAUUUUCUUAUCAGCUGCUCUCAGAGAAAAAUCUGCUGUCAUGUUCAAAUGCGCUCCAAGUUAAUCUGAGGCUGGAGAUGUCUUUGAAGAAUUCGCUAAUAUUUGCAGUGUUCCAUUCAGAAAAUUCUAAUGUAAUCCUAUUGUUCAAAUGAAAAUGCUUAUGUAAUAGCUCAAUGGAGCAGCUUUGGCAUCUGUGUGGGUAUUUUUUGAGCAUAUUGAUAAGCUACCAUUUAUUCAUUUCUAGGCAUUUAAUAAGGAAAUUUAAAUGGUUCAAUAGCAAUUCAUCAUUGCAGAACUUUCAGCUUAGGAUGGAGGAAAUACAUCAAAUAGUAAGAUCUAAUCUCAAUAGAAACAAAGAAAUGGAGAGAUGGUCAUCAAUGAAAAUAAUUUACAUAGUGGAUAUAAUAUCGGAUUAUCAAGUGCGACAAACAAUAAAAUUGUUUCUUAACUGUCUUCUGCUCCAUAGACCUCAUAGAUCACAUCUCAAAUUCCAGAUAAGUCAUCAAAGAUUACAAGGACUAAUCUACCAUAAGCUUAGUAGCAAUUCACAAAAGCUGCUAAGAUAUGCUUUGGAGUGUUUGGAAGUAUUUCUCAUGAUUUUCUUAUAAAUCAUUCUGAUCUUGCAUAGCAAGUCCUCACUCAUUCUUAAUCUGCAUUCAGAAUACUAGCAUUGACAAGACCCAAUGAAACGUAAGUCUUUAAAAUUUUAAUGAAACAAUAUGGAUUUGAUAACUAUGAUGAGCUUGCAUUAAUGACUUUUAACUUUAUUGAGAGAUUUUAUAAAGCAAAAGAUUAGCUUAUUAAAGAACUUAAAGUAGAGGAUAAAUUAAAAAUACAUGAGCAAUUGAAUACCAAAGAUAUGAGAGUAAUAAUAAAACUUGCCUACCAAUUGAUGGAUCAGGAUUAUUAAUUCUACUUAAAUAAAAAGAAAUCUGAGUAAAUUGUUUAAAUACAGAGAGAAAUAUUAAGUUUCUAAAAAACAAAAGAACAGAAAUAAAAGGAAAGCGAAGAUUACGAUUAUCAGUUCUCAUAAAUCGAACUCAGACUAGAGGAUGUAAUUCAAAGUGAGAUUAAAGCAUGCUUCAUAAUAAAGUUAGAAAUUAUCAAAGAAGAUAUUGAUACUAUUGGAGAUGAUUCACAGUAAGUGCUAACAGAUGAGCAAAAGAUGCUGAUCCAUAAGGCUAAUUAAAGAAGGGAAAUAAUAUCCAACCAUGAUGUUCUACAUCGAUACAACAAAAGUAGUGGUCUACACACUCUAAUUCAUGAUAAUAACUAGUUGGAAAAGGAUAAAAAGCUCAUUGAUGCUUUAAAUUUUUCUUUGAGAGAAGUUGUUGAUAAGCUCAUUAAUUGGCCCAACUUGUUCUGGUAAAACUAGCAUCCUUAAAAUAAUUUCAAGUUGAUUUCCUUUGGAGUUAAAAUGAGAACUUCAGUAGUUAAUAGCGCAACCUACAGCCACGAUGAGUUAUAUGGGACUGUAGAAGCUUUUAACAAAUCUAACAAAGGAGAUGGAAAUAAUAGCUUUAACAAACUUGGAAUCUUCCAGAUUAUCUUAGAUGUGUUUGAAAAGGAAAGAGCAUAGAUUCCUGAAAAAGAAAGGCCUAAACAUAUUCAGUCUAUAUUCUUAGAUUCUGUAAAUAUAGAUUCGCAUAUGAGUGAAAGUAUGUUAGAAUUUAUUACUAAAUCUAAUAAGAGGGAAAACAUAAACUAGAUUGACACAAGACAUAUACUUGAUCUUACAAAACUGGAUAACUAAGUCGACUAAAAUAAUGAUGAAACCAUACCAAUCACGAUGCCUAAUGGAAAUGUAGUAAUGUUCCCAUAAAAUCUGUAUAUCUUCUUCGAGGCUACUUCUCUAAAAGAUUCAUCCCCUGCUUUUAUUUCAAAGAUAGGAUUGGUAGUUACUGAGGAUUCUGAUUUGGAUUGGGAAAACUUGUGUUAUAGACAAAAGAACUUACUUUUCAAAAAACAUGGGAAAUUUUUUGACGAGCAAAGAUUAAACUACGAAAUGCAUAUAGAUGAUUGCAUGAGAGAAUUUUUUGAACCAUUUAUAACAGCAAUUAUCAACCACUCCAAAAUUAAAAUUUCCUUGCAUUUCAAUGUAAAAUCUAGCAUUCUAUAAUUCUUCAAUAUUUUGAAUGCUGUAUACUUCAGACUAAAGGAAAUUUGCUUAGAAAAAAUAUAGAAUGAUGAUUAAAAUAUGUAUAUGCUAAAUGAAUGUGAAAGAGAUGUAUUUUGGUCAUCAAUUCUAGUCAGUACAAUAUGGUCAUUUGGUGCUCCUCUUAAUAAGGAAUAAAGAAAGGUUUUUGAAGAGCAAUUUUUCAACUACAGAAGAAAGUUUAAUGUAAAUAUUGCAGGAGCAGGAAGACAGAGGUUUACUCUAUUUGACAUAUAUUUUGAUUGUGAUAAUCUAGCUUGGGAUCUAUUAUAAGAGAAACUAGAAUACAAGUUAAAGUUGCAUUAUGACGCCUAAAAUAACUAGCUACUAAUUCCUACAGUUGAGGUUUCUUAGUCUUACUUUUUAAUGGAUAUGAUCCUAGGGGGUCUUAAAUAUGAUGAUUCCCUUGAUAAGCACUUUAGAAUUUUAGGGCCAAGUGGAACUAGCAAGAGCAUCGCAAUAAAUACAUUUAUUAAGAAAUAUAGUGACUAGUAUAAGGGAAUAAUUUUACCAAUGAGUUGCUAUUUAACACUAGACAAACUAAAGGAUGAAUUUGAAACAAACUACACAGCUAAAAGAAGAAAUUAACUCGAACCAACAGACAAGAAUAAAAGAGUCAUUUUUAUAAUUGAUGAUCUUCAUCUUCAGUCAAACCUGAAGAUUAAUGUGUUGGAAUUCAUUAGAACAUGGUGUGUAAGCAAAGGUUACUAUGAUUUGAAGAGAGGAUUUUUCAAAAAUGUUGGGGACUUUGGUACUGUGAUGGCUGAAAAUUCAGAUUAUAGAGUUAAUUAUUGCAAAUCAUAAGGAAGAAGUACUACACAGUCGAGAUUUUUGUUUUAUAGUAAUACUCUAUACGUUGAUGAAUAUGAUUUUGACCGAUACAAAAUAUUUGUUCAGCAUUGGCUCACUUCCAAAAUGUGGAAUACUUCAAAACUAAUUAACAAAUAUUACAUUUUGAUGACCAAUAGCAUAAUGGCUUUAAUGGAUAAACUUAAAAGAUAGGAAUACUUCCAUAACGCCUAAUUUCUUAGGUUAACCAAUUUCCAUAUCUUCGCUAGAUUCUGUGCUAAUUUAGCCAAUUAUACAAUCAUCAGUGAUGAUCCAAAAGAAAUUAUGAUUAAAGGCUUAAAGGAAGAGGACUCAGCUGCAAAUAUGAUGAUUUAUGAAAUGAUUAGAGCUUAUGGAGAUAGGAUCCUCAUACCUAACCAUAGAACAGCAUUCAUUUAAAGAGUUAUUGACGCUUGCAAGCAAGAAUUCGUAAGUGGAUAGCAUCUUAAUCCUUAAUACGCUGAUUCGAUGUUACUUGGAAACUAUCAUUAAAGAAGAUAUGGUUCUCAUAUAAAGUAUUUGUAUAUGAAUCAUGAAAUGAAAGAAGUAAGAGACGAAAUUAGAGAGAAAAUAAGAAAGUGCUCAAAUAAUCAUUUCUUAGAGACAUUCCUCGAUGCACCCAAUGGUCCCAAAGAAAUUUUCAGACUCAGUAGAAUAUUCUUUAAGGAAUAGCAGCAUCUAAUACUAUUGGGACAUUCGGGCUGUGGGAAACAUGAAUACUUAUAAUUGGCAGCAAUUUUAAACGAUGGUUUAAUAUUUGAGUUGAAUACUUCUAAGUUUGGAGAGCCAAUCAAAUUUGCUUAGGUUUUCAAACAAGCAGUGCUAUCUGCAGUUCAGCUCAAUGCAUUUUCAUUCAUAAUAAUUAAUGAUCAGCAAUUACGAGAUCCAGCUUACAUUGACUUCGCAUAUAAUUUCAUCAAUAACAUUAAUAAAAAUGAGACUUGUAUCAUAAUGGACAAAGACUUUAAGUAAUCACUAAUAGAUAUUGAGAAGGAACUUGUCAAUCAAAAUACUGCAAGAAGAAAUGCUGACUCUAAUACUGACAUUUUAUUCCUUUAAGCAAUGAGAAAGAUUCAAAAGAAUGUCCACAUAGUAUUUAUGAUUAAUGAUUUUGGCUCUUAUUAUGAAUGGGUUUCACUAUUUCCAGGCCUUGAAAGCAAAUGUGAAGUUAUUUACAUGGACGAGCUAAGUUCUGAAGGAUAUAGACAAUUAACUAGUGAGUUUUUCUCACAAAGAGAUAUUGACAAUACUCUUUUAACUAGCCAUAAUUUAGUGAAGGCUCUUGUUGAAACUAGAUAAAUAACGAAACAUAAAAUUUUGAGUUUAUUUUAUUCAACUUAAAUGUUGCAAUUUACAUGUAAUGAAGACUAUAUGUCUACUCAGUGUGGAGAAUAUGUUUUCAAUAGUGAUUAAAAACUUCAUGGCUUUUUAUAUGGCAAUGGGGAUUUUGUGAUUAAUGAUCAAACUCAUAAGCAGUUAAAUUACAAUUUACCUGUAGAAAUCAGCUCAUUAUAUAAGUCAAGAUAUGUCAUGUUCUUAGAGCUAUUUAGAUUCCUAUAUGAUUUUCUAUCAAUGAAUUUGGUAAUCAGACGUAAUUAUUUUGAAACAUUUUUAAGAAAAGCUAGUGAAUUCCAAGAUUUUUUUAAGGAUAUUAAAUCAACUAAAUCGGUGCUUCAUAAUGAAUCUAAUUAAAUAACUUUUAAACUCGCUUAAUUAAAAGAUAAAAUACAAAAAAUAGCUUAAAUUAUUGUUGAAAAAGAAAGCAACAUCAACAGAAGAAUGAAAGAUAUUAGUGAUCUCGAAAUCGAACUUAAGAAUAACAAAGAUGAAUUGAACUCUGUGAUUUUUGAAAAGGAUUAAAUGAUGGAUGAGAUUUUAGAUCAUUUAGAAAAGAUUAAUGGAAGUGAGUUUAAUUAUGUUAUAAGCCUACAGUAAUUUAAGCCAAAUGAGAAAGCACUUCUUGACAUUUUUGGAAUCGUAGUAGAAAAAGAUCAUAGAGUCAAUGGCUAUAUUAAAAAUGAAUUUGAUAUGUACUUUCUGAAUAGAGAAGAGUUAAUCAAUCUUUUAAAUGAUAGAAGAAACUUUGAAUUUGAUCAGAAUUGCUUUAAUAGGCUUAAAGACUUUAUAAACUAAUUUGCUGUGAAUGACUAUAAAGAUAAACCUCUUUUCAAGCAACUGUUUAAUUUCUUUAUGGAACUUUACAGAAAACUUAAUGUUAGAAACACUAUGUCAAACACCUUCACAAGAAUUAAAGAAAUCAAAGAAGGAAUUGAUUCUCAUUAUUUUUCAAUCAAUUACUCAAGACAGUUUAUAGAAGACAAAAAAGAAGAAAUGGAGGGACUCAAAACAAAAUAUGAGAGAAUUAAAGAUCAAGAGUCAAGCUUAUCAAAGAGAAUUGAAGAAGCGGAAAUUUCUCAUAUGAGAACUGAACAUAUAUUCCAGUAGGUCGAAAAAUAUACUAAUAAGAUUUAUGGAAAACUGACAGACGUAAAGAGAAGAAUUGAGUUCCUUCUAGGAGAUUGUAUAAUCAUGGCAUCAUCAGUCGUUUAUCUUGGAGUAUUCUCAUUUAAAGAAAGACUCUAAGUCAGAAAAGAACUUUUUGAAUACAUUUCAGGAGUAAGCUCAAUUAAAUGUAGUCCAUGCUGGAACGAAAUCAAUCCGACAUUAAAUAGCUAAAGUAAACUGUUCAAACAAGUUAUUAAAGAAUAUGGACUAAGAAAAAUUAUUCAAACGCACAAUUUCUCUGGUAUCAUCUCGCAGCCCAUCAUUGUUGAAUCAUUGUUCAGCAUGAUAUUUGCUCCUUCUUGCACAUUAUUGGUAGAUCCUACUGGAUAAUUAUAAGAGUUUAUGCAAAAUAAAUUGCUCACAAAUCUUAAGAUAAAGAAACUUUAUGGAUCAGAUCUAGGAGUGAAUUCUAAACUAGAAUAAGUAUUAAGAUCUUCUUCGUUUGCUCUGCUUAAUGAUGUUAACGACUAAUCCAAAGACACAUACGGUCUUUGCUAGGAUGAAUCGCUACUUAAUAGGCUUUCUACCACGACACAUAAUGGAUUUGACUUUGAUUAUGAAAGAAUUUCUAAACUGAAGCAGCUUCACUGCUUAAAUGCCUAUCAUAAUUCUUAUCAGAGUGUCAACAAAAGAAUAUCCACUCACACUCCUGAGUAUGAGAAUUUGUCAUUCUAUCAAGUUUAAAUAUUCUCACCUAGGUUUGAAUUCACUUUAAACAAGGAAUAUCUCAGCAAAGUAAGCAUGUUUGUGGCGAUGAAUAAUGACACUGAGAUAAUAAGAGGAGAUGUAGUAGGGGCUCCUUGGGUAGAAAUUAAAGAGCUCAUGUUGAAACAUUUCUUGCCUGAGGACCAUAAAAGGCUUCUAUAAAUAAGAGCAAAGCUUAAAGAGCUAGAAACUAAGAAAUCAGAGCUUAAUAAAAACUUUGAAAACGCAUUUUUAGUUGCAAAUUAAGAAACGUUACAAAAUAUUAAUGAGUAUACUCAACUGAAGUAAAGCGUUGAAGACAUAAAAUUCUCACAAGAAGAGAGAAGACUGUUCUAGAAAUCUCUCCAAGACCUGCUUAAUGAGAACAAUCUACUUAACUCUUACUCAAAUGUUCUUACGAUAAUCUAUAUGAGUUUAAAGAAACUUUCUAAGGUAUCUAAUGAGAUUACAUAUUCCUGGAAAAUGUUCUUAAAUGUUGUUGACUAAAUACUUUUUAAGAUAGUCAGAGACUUGAACACAGAUCAAUUACAGUCAAAAUCUAAGAAAAAGAAUGACCAGUCGAUGGAAUCUAUUUCUAUUUCUCUUCAUGGUCAUGGAGAAGUAGGAAUGAGAUCUAAAAACCUUAUUAAUCCGUAACCAAUUCACAAUAAAUCUCAAUCUAUCAAAGAUUAAAGAGAAUUUACUAUUGACGAAGAAUUCUUUUCUACUGUUAUUAUCCCUUCAAUUUAUGGUACUAUAAUAUCUGGAAUCAAGCAGUAUCUAGUUCCAAUCUUUAAUCUUAUACUAUCGGUGCUUGUUUCAUUUAAAAAGAAGGAAAUUACAGAGCCUGAGUAUGAGUUCUUUUUUAAGCAGCUAUUCUUACUAAAAGAUUUUUACAAAUGGAGAUAAGCAGAGGCUGAAUUCAUAGACCUUGAUGCUAAGGUUGAGAAAACCAAAUUUUAUGCUUUCAAAAGAGAAAUAUUAAAGGUGUAUCCAGAUUCUGGCAGAAAGGUAAUGGAGCACAUUGAGAGAGAGUUAGGGUAGAGUUUCAGCUACAGGCAAGCUUCAUUGACUAUUUAUGGUAAAACUUUCUAGCAGCAUCCAGAUUUCAAGAAUUUAAACCUCAUGCAAAAGAUAAACCUUGGAUUUCUCUGCCCUGACCAUGAAUUCAAGUCAAAAAUUUGCUAGCUCGUUUACGAGUAACUCUCAUCCAUCUUUUCAUUUACUGAGGAAUUUAUAAAACUACACCAUUUUAUUAAGACAGCAUCUUGGCAACACCCAAUUGCACUGUUCAGUCAAAAUCAAAUUAACAUCAUCAAUACUGUGUGUUCUAUUGCUUCUUAUUAUGGAGUAGGUCUUGAAGUAUUAAGGACAGAUCUUCCUAAUACAGAUAUCUAGCAAGAGAAGAAGAAUCAAAAUUAAGAGCUAAAUCAAUCGAUUCGAGAUAACCUUAAAGAUUACUCAAGACUAGAGAAGGAGUCUUACAUGAGUUACUAAUAAAGGAUUGGAAGGGAAUCUGUGACAUAUCAAGGAAUGAGUAAAUCCUCUGGAUUGCCAUGUGAUGCAAAAGUAAAUCAUGAUGCUACCUUGGAAAAAGAGAAUUUAGGCAUUGAAGAAAAGAGUCUUGGCAGCAAUCAAUCGAAUGAUCAGAAUCCACUUAAAAUGAUUGAGAAUUGUGCUCUUAGUGGAUCUUGGGUGUUCAUUUCUACUUUAAAAUUCCCAUCUUUUUGGCAUAAGAUGUGCUAAAUGAUAGAAAACUUGAAACAACAGAACAAAAUACUAAACACGUUUAGAGUUUUCAUAGACUUACAAGGUUACUAGCAAAAUGAAAUUCCUGAUAGUUUUCUGUUUGACCACUCGAUAUCAUUCUAUUUGACGGACUUAAACAAUGAGGAUAUGGAAGGUUAUAACGACGUUUGGGCAAAUAUUCUUAAUGACAAAAUUCUAACAGAAUUAACAAGCAUUUUACCUCCAAAAGAUGCAGCACAAAAAGCUAAAGAACAGGCUGAAGAACCAGAACCAUUUGAUAUUAUUUAGGAUAAUCUUAAUGCAUAAUAACCCUCAGGCCAUUAAGCUAAUAUGUUUGAAGAAAUGAAAGAUAAGAUUUCGACACAAGAUGCAUUAAUCAAAGACGACAAGCAGAGAGAACUAUACAAAGACUUUCUCAGAAAUUAGCAAGUGGAAUAGGCAAAGAAUAGUAAUAACAACACCCUUAUUUUUGGAAGUGAACCAACAGAGGAGAUUAAAUAAGAGGCAGCUCCAAUUAGCAAUGUGAAGAAAGUGGAAAAUUUCAAUGAUCUUUUAUCUGAUAUCAAAAGUAUUGGAACCAUAAAUUCAAAAGAGAAAUUGGAGCUUUUCAAGGGAGUUUCAUAGUAAGAUUUGAAUCAAUUAGAGUCUCCUGUGGAUAAAGAGGAGCAAAAAGAGGAUCAGCUGGAUAAUGGAGCCAUUGUAAGCAGAAUUAAUUCUAUCCAUAACAGCGUAGAUCUUUCUCGAGGUGAAAAUGCCCUUAUUCAAGAACUAAAAGAGUAAUUUGAGGAUAGUGGAAUUAGGGAUCUGAGAAAGCAAGCCUCUCAAAAAACAAAUGAAAAUUUUAUGGCUUAAAGAAGUCAAGAAUCAUUAAUUUAAAAGGUGAUGAAGCCUGAAAAUAAAGAUUUUACUGGUGAAGGUCAAUCCCCUGAUCAAAGUAUUAAACAACCUGGGAAAUUUAUGAUGAAUUUGGAAAAUAUUUCUGAUAAUGAAGCAAAUGAGGCUUUUGAUGAAUUUUAAAAUAAUCUAUCUAAAUCUAAAUCUUCAAGCAAGAAACUUAACGAUACUUCAGAAUUACUAUGA